Ahaetulla prasina is the source of this 2769-nucleotide messenger RNA. Its product is annotated as vomeronasal type-2 receptor 26-like. The transcript is spliced from 8 exons. The record is from RefSeq and is a predicted model, not a curated record. Lineage: Eukaryota; Metazoa; Chordata; Lepidosauria; Squamata; Colubridae. The coding region runs from base 1 to 2769 and encodes 922 amino acids. Gene Ontology annotation, cellular component: membrane. Gene Ontology annotation, biological process: G protein-coupled receptor signaling pathway. Gene Ontology annotation, molecular function: G protein-coupled receptor activity.
AUGUUGUUCCUUCUGAUGCUCUUGGUGCAGAAAGCAGUUACUCUGAGCUGCCCUGCGAGUGAUGCUUUCCCGAUUCCCCAUGAGUGGUACCAGCCUGGUGACCUCAUUGUGGGUGGGAUGGUGUCUAAGAUAAUUCAAACCUUUCUUGAAAUUGAAUUUAAGGAACAUCCUUCUCUAAAACCUUAUGCUUUAACGGAUGUAAUAACCAAAUUCUACCAACAUGCCCUCGCCUUGACCUUUGCUGUGAAGGAGAUCAAUGAGGACUCCUGGAUCUUACCUAACGUCACUCUCGGGUUCCACAUCUAUGACAGUUACAACAACCCUAGGAUGACCUAUCGCACCACCCUGGACCUGCUUUUCAAAUCCCAGGAAUUUGUCCCAAACUACAAUUGUGAUAGCCAGAAAAAUCUCAUGGCCAUCAUUGGGGGACUAAGUCCUGAUACAUCAUCCUUUAUGGCAGAAAGGAAGAUCGCCUUUCAGCCACUUCCUGCCCAUUCCCAACUCAAAGCUAUCUGCAUAUUCACUGAUGCCCUCAACUCAGCUCCAGAUUCCACCAAGCUACUGGACAAUAGGUUGCAACUUUCCUUGCUACAAAUAAGGGAAGAAGGUAGUCCAGUAAAUCUAACUCUUAAGAAUCCUUUCCUUAGCCUGAGAAGAGCUCACAAGUUGACUUAUGGUUCCUUUGCCCAAGAGGACUUUCAGAUUACUGAGUUAUUUCCACUUUACUGCAUGGUCCCAAAAGAGGAGCAUCAGUACACCGGACUUAUACAACUUCUUCUGCAUUUUGGAUGGACAUGGAUUGGACUCUUUGCUUCUGAAAAUAAGGAGGAACGUUUUUUGCAGAAACUGCAGCCAUUGCUUUCACAGAACGGGGUCUGUUUAGCUUUCACACAAAACAUUCCACAACAUCUCCACUUUGAUGACUUAUCCAAAUUGUUUAGUUCAUUGUCAAUUCUUUAUGAUAAAGUGUUAGAUCAGAAAGCAAAUGUUUUUCUUGUCCAUGGAGAAUCCAUCACAGUAGCAUGGCUCAGAAGUGUCAUGUUUGUACAUGAUUCCGAAAAUAAAGAGAGUGCAUUAUUUAGGAAGGUUUGGAUCCUGAUGAAUUCAAUUAAUUUCAUCCUGUUGGGAUUUCAGAAGAAUUGGGAUCUCCAGAUGUUCCAUGGUGCUCUUUCCUUUACUGUGCAUUCAAGAGACAUUCAAGGCUUUAAAGAAUUUCUUCAAGUCAUCAAACCUUCAACCCACAAAGAUGGAUUUCUUCGAGAUGUUUGGGAGCGAUUGUUUGAGUGUUCAUUUUCAAACUCAGAAUUAUCUUCAAUGAUCACAGAAACUUGCACUGGAGAAGAGAAUUUGGAGAAUCUGCCUUCACCUCAUUUUGAAUUUCAAAUGACUGGCCAAAGCUACAGUAUCUACAAUGCUGUUUAUGCAGUGGCACAUUCUUUGCAUGAGGCAGUGAGAUCAAAAUCCCAACCAAGAGAGAUUCCAAGGGUUGAAUUUCGAAAUCUGCUGUCUUGGCAGCUCCAUUCAUUUCUUCAAGGCAUUUCUUUUAACAAUUCAGCUGGGGAGAGAGUGUUCCUGAAUGAGAAAGGGGAAGCAACAGGUGGAUUCGACGUCACCAACUUGAUCACUUUUCCAAACAGAUCAUUUCAGAGAGUCAAAGUUGGAAAGGUUGAUCCUCAUACUCCCAAUGCAAAGGAAUUAAUCAUUAAUGAAGAUGUGAUUGUGUGGCACCCAGCUUUUAACCAGGUUCUUCCAAUUUCUCUGUGUAAUGACCAUUGCUCCCCUGGAUCCUGGAAGAAAGGCUUGGAAGGAAAGCAAUUCUGUUGCUACAAUUGUGUUCCGUGUCCAGAAGGGAAGAUUUCAGAUCAAAAGGAUAUGGAUGACUGUUUCCAAUGUCCAGAAGAUCAUUAUCCAAAUAAAGAAAAGACAGGAUGUAUCUUGAAACUCUUGGAUUUUCUAACUUUUGAAGAAACUUUAGGAAUUGGUUUAGCCUCAGCAGCUCUUUGUUUCUUCUUCUUGACAUCUUCGGUUCUUGGAAUUUUUAUUAAGCACAGAGAUACUCCCAUUGUCAGAGCCAAUAACCAGUCCCUCACCUACACCCUGCUUGUCUCUCUUCUGCUCUGUUUUCUCUCCUCUUUGCUCUUCCUCAGCCAACCUGACAAAGUGACCUGCCUUCUUCGGCAACCAACUUUUGGCAUCACCUUCUCAGUGGCCAUUUCAAGUGUACUGGCUAAAACCAUCACUGUGGUUGUGGCUUUCAUGGCCACUAAACCAGGAUCUCAGUUGAGGGAAUGGGUGGGGAAAAGAUUGGCCUUUUGUAUUGUGCUUUCAUGCUCCAUCAUCCAAGUAUUUAUUUGUAUUCUUUGGUUGUCGACAUCUCCCCCAGUCCCUGAGUUGGACAUGCACUCAAACCUACAAGAAAUGCUUUUACAAUGCAAUGAGGGUUCAACUUUCUUCUUCUAUUGUGUCUUGGGCUACAUGGGUAUCUUGGCCAUUGCCAGUUUUAUUGUGGCUUUCCUUGCCCGUAAAUUACCUGACAGCUUUAACGAAGCCAAGUUCAUCACCUUCAGCAUGUUGGCCUUUUGCAGUGUGUGGAUCUCCUUCUUUCCAGCCUAUCUGAGCACCAAAGGCAAAGCAAUGGUAGCUGUGGAGGUCUUCUCCAUCUUGGCCUCCAGCGCUGCAUUAUUGGGAUGCAUAUUUUUGCCGAAAUGCUUCAUCAUUGUUUUCCAGCCUGAGCUAAACCAGCGGGAACAACUUAUAAAAAGAAUGUAG